Molecule: messenger RNA, 2603 nt
Organism: Pseudophryne corroboree (corroboree frog)
Lineage: Eukaryota; Metazoa; Chordata; Amphibia; Anura; Myobatrachidae
Product: solute carrier organic anion transporter family member 1C1-like
Exons: 14
Biological process (GO): bile acid and bile salt transport; transmembrane transport; sodium-independent organic anion transport
Cellular component (GO): plasma membrane
Molecular function (GO): bile acid transmembrane transporter activity; protein binding
Source: RefSeq, a predicted model, not a curated record
AUGUUCCUGGCUGCAAUGUGCUUUGUGUAUUUCGCUAAAGCUUUAUCAGGAAGUUACCUUACAAGUACAAUCACUCAGAUGGAAAGAAGAUUUGAUAUCCCCUCUUCCAUGGUUGGGGUCAUUGACGGAAGCUUUGAGAUUGGAAACCUGCUGGUGAUAGCGCUGGUCAGCUACUUCGGAGGAAAACUUCAUCGGCCUAAAAUAAUCGGAGUCGGCUGCCUGAUUAUGUCGCUGGGGACAUUUCUAAUUGCACUGCCACAUUUUACUAUGGGCCGCUAUGGCUACGAGGGGGCUGUGUCACACUCCCCUAACUCCACUGUCCGCAGCUCCCUUUGUCUACAGGAUCACAGUGGCCGUAUACCUAUCCAGUUACUGCUUCAAUCAAAGGGAAAAAUUUAAUCAGAGUGUGAGAGAGACUUUCAGCGCUCACAGUGGAUCUACGCCGUGUUGGGGAACCUGCUGCGUGGUGUAGGGGAGGCUCCUAUACAGCCGCUGGGGAUUUCCUAUAUUGAUGACUAUGCAGAAGAGAAUAACGCAGCAUUCUACAUUGCAUGUGUCCAGACUGCGGCUGUUAUAGGACCAAUAUUUGGCUUUCUUUUGGGAUCGCUAUGUGCCUCAUUAUUCGUCGACAUUGGAGCGGUGGAUUUGGACAGGGUAACCAUUACUCCGGAGGAUGACCAGUGGGUAGGUGCCUGGUGGCUCGGUUACUUGGUAGCCGGCGUAAUAAGUCUACUUGCCACUAUACCGUUUUGGUUUCUACCAAAGGAGCAACAGAAACCCGACCUUCAAGCAGAAUCUAAUGUACCCUCCGACCAUCGCACAUUUAUUGUCGAGGAUCACAAAGAGCAGGCGGCUCGCCAAGACCGGGAACAGCUGCUAAACACGGCCAAAGAUUUCCUGCCAUCACUGAAGGAGCUGCUGGGUGACCCUGUGUUUUUCCUGUAUCUGUGCGGCAGCAUCUUCCAGUACAACUCCCUGGUGGGACUGGUUACAUAUAAACCUAAGUACAUCGAGCAGCAAUACGGACAGACAUCGGCUCGCACUAACUUCAUCAUCGGUCUCAUUAACAUCCCGGCCGUGGCUCUUGGGGUCUUCUCUGGUGGGAUCAUCAUAAAGAAAUGUCGGAUACAUAUUGUGGGGGCAGCGAGGCUGUUACUGGGUUCCUCUGUGAUAGGAUACCUCCUCCUACUGUGCCUGGCUGUACUGGGCUGCGGGAGGGCCCCCGUGGCUGGUCUGACUGUGUCCUAUGACGGGAACGUGAAGGAUUCUUAUGAGGACAACGCGGCCUCGGGGUGCAAUAGCUGGUGUCAGUGCCCUGAGAAUGACUGGGACCCUGUCUGUGGGGAAAAUGGUGUCACCUAUUACUCUGCCUGCUUUGCCGGCUGCCGCUUGUCCAAUGGGACGGGUAACACAGUAGUGUACUAUAACUGCAGUUGUGUGGCACACUGGGCCUCGCACCUCGGAGGCAACUCGGCGGAGGCUGGCCCUUGCUCUGAUGGAAGAGAUUGCUCAGGAAUGUUCCUGUCCUAUGUGGGGGUCUCUGUGAUGGCUUCUUUCUGGUUGUCCUUAGGAGGGGCCCCCGGAUACAUCCUGCUCCUGAGAUGUAUUAAUCCUGAGCUGAAGACUCUCGCCCUGGGUGUCUACACUAUGGCCAUACGUGUUCUAGCUGGUGUUCCGGCCCCGAUGUACUUAGGGGCUCUGAUAGACCGCGUCUGUCUGACAUGGAGCUGGCGACAGUGCGGCGGGAAAGGCUUCUGCCGAUUAUACGACACCGAUGGGUUUCGGUCCAUCUACCUGGGGGUGGCGGUGACGCUGGGCGCUGGCUUCCUAUGCCUGUGUUCUGCUGUACUGUACAUGGUGCAGAAGAGAUGUGCCGCAGGAGAAAGCACCUCCCCCUGUCAUGGGCGCAAGAGCUCAGCGCUGCCCUCUAACCUCAUCCGUAACGUCCGGCUAUUAAAGACCUCAUACUGGGCGCAGAGGGAGACCCGCCUCUAACGUCACCGUACUCAGCAGCUGGAAGUGUGCGUGAUGCCACCGUAGUCCUGGCUCCUUCCUGCCAGUGUUACGGAGCGUUGCAGGUGGCACGCCGGCGGCUGUGAGGAAGGAGUACAGAUGAGCGGCGGUGCAGAGACAUUUCUCCUGGAUUGCGUAUUACAAUGGAAUCUGACAUUUAUUCGAUGACACAGACAUCACGUUCUGCGGCUUCUUCAUUAUCCGCAGUAUGCGUCUGACGCAGGAACGCGCACAGAACAGCCGCAUCGCGUGUGGCCCCCCCUGACCCGCACAAACUACACCCAUUAUAAAUAUGCCAGGGACUGCCAUGGUUCUGCCCUGUAAAUGAUCGCUCAGCCGGCAUCCCGCACCUCCGGCAAUCUUAGACCCUAUUACAUACGCCCCAGGGCGACUCUUAUCCGCUGUACGAUUAUAUAACCGCUGGGAAGUCACAGAGCACCGGGUCAUGUAGUGUCAGAUUGUGUUAUUGUUAUUGUAGGAGUCAUCUAGGAAAUGAUGUAACUGUUCCAGUAGGAAAUAUCUCUCCCCCGCAUUACUGCAGCCUCCACUCUGAUCUCUCCCCCGCAUUACUGCAGCCUCCGCGCUGAUCU